Trichechus manatus latirostris (Florida manatee) is the source of this 1170-nucleotide messenger RNA. RefSeq names its product leucine rich repeat containing 17 (gene LRRC17). NCBI's taxonomy places the organism in Eukaryota, Metazoa, Chordata, Mammalia, Sirenia, Trichechidae. Gene Ontology annotation, biological process: postsynaptic density protein 95 clustering; synaptic membrane adhesion; excitatory synapse assembly. The coding region runs from base 1 to 1170 and encodes 389 amino acids. Gene Ontology annotation, cellular component: postsynaptic density membrane; glutamatergic synapse; plasma membrane. The record is from RefSeq and is a predicted model, not a curated record. The transcript is spliced from 2 exons. Gene Ontology annotation, molecular function: protein binding.
AUGCGUGUGGUCACCAUUGUAAUCCUGCUCUUCUUUUGUAAAGCCGCUGAGCUCCACAGGGCAAGCCCUGGGGGCUCCCGAAGCCAGGCGAAUCAUGGCAGGGCCAGAGGGGGCCGGAGAGCCUCCAAUCUGGUCAAACGCUAUGCGCCAGGCCUCCCCUGUGAAGUGUACACUUAUCUUCACGAGAAAUACUUAGAUUGCCAAGAAAGAAAACUAGUAUACGUGCUGCCCGGCUGGCCCCAGGAUUUGCUGCACAUGUUGUUAGCAAGAAACAAGAUCCGCAUAUUGAAGAACAACAUGUUUUCCAAGUUCAAAAAGCUGAAGAGCCUGGAUCUGCAACAGAAUGAGAUCUCCAAAAUUGAGAGUGAGGCUUUCUUUGGUUUAAACAAACUUACCACCCUCUUACUGCAGCACAACCAGAUCAAAGUUUUGACAGAGGAGGUGUUCAUUUACAUGCCUCUCCUGAGCUACCUGCGCCUGUAUGACAACCCUUGGCACUGUACUUGUGAGAUAGAAACACUUAUCUCAAUGUUGCAGGUUCCAAGGAACCGGAAUUUGGGGAACUAUGCCAAAUGUGAAAGCCCACAGGAACUAAAAAAAAAAAAACUGCGGCAGAUAAAAUCUGAACAGUUAUGUAAUGAAGAAGAACAGGAACAACUGGACCCGAAACCUCUAGUGUCAGGGAGACCUCCAGUCAUCAAGCCUGAGGUGGACUCUACUCUUUGUCACAAUUACGUCUUCCCCAUACAAACGCUGGACUGCAAAAGAAAAGCUGCUUUUUCAGGGCUCACACAUUUAGAAGAGUUAGACUUAUCAAACAACAGUUUGCAAAACUUUGACUAUGGAGUAUUAGAAGAUUUGUAUUUUUUGAAACUUUUGUGGCUCAGAGAUAACCCCUGGAGAUGUGACUACAACAUCCACUACCUCUACUACUGGUUAAAGCACCAUUACAAUGUCCACUAUAAUGGCCUGGAGUGCAAAAUGCCUGAAGAAUACAAAGGGUGGUUUGUGGGAAAAUAUGUUCGGAGUUACUACGAAGAAUGCCCCAAAGACAAGUUACCAGCAUACCCGGAAACAUUUGACCAGGAUACUGAAGAUGACGAAUGGGAAAAAAUACAUAGGGAUCACACAGCAAAGAAACAAAGUGUAAGAAUCACUAUCGUGGGAUAA